Messenger RNA from Drosophila takahashii, 1847 nucleotides. RefSeq lists its product as uncharacterized. NCBI's taxonomy places the organism in Eukaryota, Metazoa, Arthropoda, Insecta, Diptera, Drosophilidae. The record is from RefSeq and is a predicted model, not a curated record.
UAAAUUGCCGGUCCUUUAAAACAGAAAUUAAAUUAAAUACAGACCCAAAUAGCGAGGCAAACAAAAAACGGUCGGCGAAAGUUAUUCAAAUGAAACCACAGUAACGACAAAUCAGAUAACAAAGGGAGCAGGCACACGCACCGCCACACAGACCAACAAAAAAAACCCACACAGACAAACAGAACCCAUCCCGAGAGCGGUCAACAAUUAGGAAAACCCACAACAAGCCACCAGACAACAGCACCACCCAUCACACACCGCCCACCGCCCACCACCAUCAACAAGUCCACCCAACCAGACGCAUUUCAACCACCGAACUCACGAUGAAUUUAAUGUUUCGCAAGAAUUUCCGCGAGGGGGCCAGCAAAUCGGGCGGCGGCGGGGGAAAGCUGCAAUCGAAGGCGAACAGGACGAAGCGCUCGAGGGAUAUGGGACUCGUCCAGCAGCCGGAGGAGAUCCACUACCGCACCCACCUGUUCUUCUCGCCCAACCGACCCGGCUACGAUGUGGGCGAAGAACGAUGUAGCGCCCUGUCAGGCAUCCCGAGCACCCCACUGUCGAGCACCGCCCCCUCGCUGGCCCUGCCCGGCAAUCUGCCCUACGAGCUGGACAUUCCGCAGCCACUGGUCGACCGACGGCCGUCCGUCUCCCUGAUGCGCUGGAACAGCAACAGCGGACCGGGUACGGAGAGCAGCAACAACAACAGCGCUAGUAACAGUUUGAUCCGCCUGCAGCAGCAGCAGCAACUUCAGCAGCAAUUGCAGCAGCAAAUGCAGCAGCAACAUCUAUUGGCGACAGCAACAGCAACAACAUUGGGGUACGCUGAUGCAACGGUGGCCACGGCAACAACAACAUUGCUAGCGGCCGCAGCUGCAGCCACGCGGCAAGUGAACUUUGGUGGCGGCGCCAACUCGGGAGUCACACGAGCGGAACCCAUCUCACUGGCCACCCUGGAUCGCGACUGCUUCAUCAUUCCCGUGCACAGUGUGGACCGAUUCCUGCCAGCUGGCAUUCCGCUGCCCGCCUUGAAUGCCGAGGGUAAGGCCACAAGUCCUCUGAGCGUGCUAGAGGUCUCCGAUCCCAAGUUGUGCAUCCUGGUGCAUUUGAUGAGUCCCCUGGAGGCCAUAGAUCCGGUGAUGGAGUCGCCACUCUCGCAUCCGCUGCUCAAGCAGCGCUCCAUAGCCGCCGAAUUGGUGACUGAGGUGCAGCAGGCCAACUCGGCAGUUGGCGGAAUGCUGCUGGCCAAUAUGGAGAAGAACUCCGAGUUCCCCUUCAUCUCGUACUACCUGAUCAAUACGCUCCAAACGGAUCCUUCCAGUUUUUAUGCUGGCCUGCGCGUUUCCUCGCUGUCCAAGUUUGAGCCAAAGGCCCUCAAAUACACUGCCGCCCACACUUUGGAUCUGUACAGCGAGGUGGCCGCCAUUUGCCGCCCUCCACUGGUUUUGCCCUCAAACGAGGCCGGCAGCUUCAAGAAAUCGCAGACCGCGGCCACCGGCUACAUUAUUAGCGUGUUCAAGGUUUUCGAGGGCGACGAUGGCGAACGAUUCGAAAAGAAUUGGCUCUACUGGACAGGCGCCCGCAUGCUGUACAGAUACCUGCCACGUGCCGCGGGCCUGAGGCGCAUCGCCCUGCACAAGAGCACCUCGCAGAAGGGCGACAAGAUGUAUCUUCUGGUCUGCGAGUGCGCCGACCUGCUCAAGGACAUCUCGCUGGCCGCCUUCCUGAUUCCAGCACUGCGAGCCCGACUCUGCGGCUACACAGGACUCUAUCGACCAAUUCAGGCCUUCUAGUCGCCGGAACUACGUAUUUUUCUAACUCCUGUAUAUAAUGGACUUAGAGCUAGGACU